AUGUCGACCCUACCUCCUCUAGCGGCCAUAUUCUUGACGCAUUUUGACGAUAUCAAAGGUCAAUCUGUUAUAUUUUAUGCUUCUUUACCAAAUCUACCAGCAGAGACCAUCGAACAUGCGACUCUGCCUUCCGGUCUACAUGCACUUGACUCUGAUCUUGUGCUAUUUGUCCAUCAUGAUCUUCCUGGUGCAGGGGUGUUCCGGAAUAGAUUGAGCGAUGAAAGUAGCAGAGGAAGAAAGAUGGGUACUUUGGGUGCCGUGUUAGCCAAUCCCGCCGUUCCUUCAGAUCCCUUCUCCCUGCAUGAUCCUCUGUCGGCAUUGUUCGAUCAGCUGGAGAGUCUAGAGUCAUCGCCUUUCGCACCUUCCACAUCGACAUCACCUUCCAACGCGGUUUCGAUUCUUGCCAAAGUAUGGCACGAUCAUCGUGCUGAUUCCCGUCCGGGGUCUUCUACUAAUGUCAAAGGAAACGGGAAAGAGGCCGUCAGGGGUAUAAGGCAGCUGGUAGACGGACGAGCGAGGCCCACUGAACAUCCUAUCGCGUGGAUGCCCUCGUUGUUGGGAAUCUUAGGUCCAUCCAUAGUGCCAGUCUACAAAGCUGCUCUCUCAGGUCAAAGAAUCAUACUCUACUCUACUCCUCCUCUACUCCCUCUUGCAGCUUUCGCUUGGUGUAUAUGGUCGAUGUCUCUUUCUCCUCCUUCAACGCCUGAUGCAGAACCUUCCAAAUGGAUAGGUAACGUGGGACUUAUGGAUCUUACCGAGCUGAAGAAACGAAAGGGCGGAUGGAUCGCUACUACAUCGGAUGCAAUCUACAAAUCUCAUCAUGCAGCUUAUGACAUGUUCAUCGACCUCUCUUCCAUCCCACUCUCAUCUUCACCACCUCACGGUGAAAACACUCCUACAACUCCUACACCCCAUAUUUUCUCGACAUACCAUCAACCUAAUAACGUACCUGUACCCAUCACAUACUCGUUCUCCGAUCUACCUUUAUACAGAUCGUUGCUUCUCCUGACGUCUUCCCCUCCAACUGUACACGCAGGAGUGAGUAAGACGGGCGGGUGGUGGUUAUUAGCUUUUGAAUUACUAGAGAGGGCUUGGAAGCUCUGUAUGGGAGUUUGCGACUUCGCCGUGGGAAGAGCGCACCUGGGCGAUCAGGGUCACCUUAGGCUUGAUGAAGGUGAAGAGGAUGCUAGGUUACUGGAUGAAGACGACGAGAUUAUCAGCGAUUUAGGUGGGGAAGAGGAGACCGAUGAAGAUCCUGAAGAUGAAGCUAUAAGAAGAGGGAAAUUGAUCCUGAGACAGCUUCACCACAACACUUAUCAUCUCCAUUCAAAGUUGAGGAAUACUAUCGAUGCUCGACCUCGAGGUGAAACAUCACGUACAGCCCCUCUGAAUCAGACGGAAGUGAGACAGCUGGUAGGAGGUAAAUGGCCUCUUGGCGGUUUAGAAGGUGAAGGACAAUUCUGGAAGGAUAUUGCGAGAGUAUGGGGUAUGACUGCGGAUUUAGAGGAGCAGGAUUUAUAA
Messenger RNA from Kwoniella mangroviensis CBS 8507, 1521 nucleotides. RefSeq lists its product as uncharacterized. The record is from RefSeq and is a predicted model, not a curated record. The transcript is spliced from 6 exons. Bases 1 to 1521 code for a protein of 506 amino acids. Gene Ontology annotation, cellular component: lipid droplet. NCBI's taxonomy places the organism in Eukaryota, Fungi, Basidiomycota, Tremellomycetes, Tremellales, Cryptococcaceae.